CCACAAAUUUUAUCUUUUCCCCCAAAAUGAGUGAAUCCAGCGUUUACGCGGCACGUUCCCCUUCUUACCUGAACAAGCUCCUUCUCCUCUUCUUAUCCACACCAUUUCACUGAAAUUCAUCUUCCUUAGAAUGCCAACCCAAUUGAGGAGGCCACCGUGCCUCUUCUUUCCACCUCUCCUCUUACCUCCAUCUCACCACCAAUCUCUCAAACCCAAUUUCAAUUUCACUCUUUCACGUACCACUUCCGCUACUCCCUCUUUCAUUCUCAAUUUCAGACCCAAACGAUUUCACUUUCUCAACCCAUGUUCUUCUCUCAAAGAAACGAAGAAGAAGAAGCAGAAAGCUCCUCCUGUUUCGGCCCCUCGUAACUUCAAGACACUUCUGAAUCUGAACUCGAAGAACAACUCCGACGAUUCAGAAGAUUCCGGCGAUGGAGCUUUCGAAGAAGAGACUGCUGUUAAGGGUACCAUUUUGGCGGGUUUGUUACUUGUGGGUGUUGUUGGUGGGUUUGGUGCUGUUGGGUAUAUCUAUAAGGAUCAGAUCAAUGCCUUCUUGACACAGUUUUCUGGGAUCAUUGAAGGUUAUGGUCCAGCUGGAUAUGCAUUGUUUGUUGCAGUUUAUGCUGGACUAGAAAUCCUGGCAAUACCAGCAAUCCCAUUGACAAUGUCAGCUGGUGUUCUUUUCGGUUCACUUACAGGCACUAUCAUCGUCUCCAUCAGUGGAACAGUUUCUGCUAGUGUGGCUUUCUUGAUUGCCAGAUACUUUGCUCGCGAACGGAUCCUUAAAUUGGUGGAAGGGAACAAGAAAUUUCUGGCGAUUGAUAAAGCUAUUGGAGAAAAUGGUUUUGGAGUUGUUACCCUUCUCCGAUUAAGCCCUUUACUUCCAUUUUCUCUGGGAAAUUAUUUGUAUGGUCUCACAUCUGUGAAGUUCGUUCCAUAUGUCUUGGGGAGUUGGCUGGGGAUGCUUCCAGGAACAUGGGCUUAUGUUAGUGCUGGUGCAUUUGGACGGGCAAUCAUUCAAGAAGAAUCUGAUGUGGGUUUGCCCGGAGGAUAUGGUCAAUUGUUGACACUCGGGCUAGGAUUAUUGGCAACCGCGAUCGCCGCAACUUAUGUCACAAAGCUAGCCAAGGAUGCUGUUAAGGACAUGGAGUAGAGAGUAAAAAUGUCAUUGUGGAUGUCUACAAAGUAAGGAUAUAAGAUUUUACUGUCUUGGUUAGAGGAAAAAGGAUAAAAAUUGUCUUACUUUCUCUACAUCUCUUAAUCCUUGUAAUUAUGUUACAUAAGCUGUGAAAUAUUUCAUUUAUAACAAGGAUGGUCUGGAAUGCAUAAAUGUGAUGUUUUUGAGGCUGAAAAAAAUUCAUAAUAAAUCUUGAAUUUGUGUU
Impatiens glandulifera is the source of this 1382-nucleotide messenger RNA. RefSeq names its product TVP38/TMEM64 family membrane protein slr0305. The coding region runs from base 131 to 1153 and encodes 340 amino acids. Lineage: Eukaryota; Viridiplantae; Streptophyta; Magnoliopsida; Ericales; Balsaminaceae. The record is from RefSeq and is a predicted model, not a curated record. The transcript has 7 exons.